AUGGACAGCAGUUCUGCUUCUGUUACUUCCGAGGUGAGCACGAGUGGCAAAAGGAAAUGGACUAUGGCUGAGGAUGUAGCCCUCAUAUCUUGCAUGAUUGACCUACGAAAUAUGGGCACCCACAAUGCCGACACAGGGUUUAAGUCUGGCUACUUGCUAGAACUUGAGAAAAUGCUAUUGGAAAAGCUCCCGAAUUGCGGUAUCAAGGCGAGAUCUCACAUUGAAUCUUGACUGAAGACAUUGAAGAAGGAAUGAGCUAUCGUGUAUGAUAUGAUGCUUAAUACAUCAAGUUUUGGAUGGGAUUCAACGCGGAAGAUGGUCACAACGAAAGACGAUGUUUGUGAGGCUUAUGUUGUGACUCACAAAGAAGCUGCUCCAUUUAGACUGAAAAGUUUUCCGUAUUUCAAAGAAUUAUCUAUGAUAUAUGCGAAGGAUCGAGCUACUGGAAAGGAUGCUCAAGCUAUUGAAGAUAUUUUGUAA
Molecule: messenger RNA, 480 nt
Organism: Punica granatum (pomegranate)
Lineage: Eukaryota; Viridiplantae; Streptophyta; Magnoliopsida; Myrtales; Lythraceae
Source: RefSeq, a predicted model, not a curated record